CUGUGUUCAGCGUUGUAGUUUUGCACGCACUAACCUCCUAUUAAUUCGUACACAUUCCGAUUAGUUUUACGGCAAGUUUACCAUGCGACGGAUAGACAUGAGCCUAUAAAUAAGAUACCUAACAAUAUCUAAAGAUUUGCGGACACUUUUUGGAAGUUGUGCUUGGGUCAUAACGAGGUCACAUUUGGUCCUGGUAUUAUUAUCAAACAACGUUUUUGCUGUUGUUAUUGUCACUGCGAGUGCACGAGAGGAUUGCACUCUAUUCUCGACGAUGGAUAAGGGAUCGAAAUCGCCAGCCAAUGGGAUUCGAUUCUUCGCGACAAACUUCAGCAGCCCGUUUGAUAGUAAACAUGGAUCGGGACUUGCUGGUAUGGACAAUUCGCCACUAAAUAAGGCCCAUAGGGAACAGCGUCGUGCUGAGGCAUGUUUAAGAGGUGGAAGGCUCGAGGAGGCUGUGGAUUGUCAUAGGCGUGCAGCGGAGUUGUUAACUGAAGCACUUACCUUAUCAGAUACACCCCUGGCGCAGCAAAGCAUAAAUCUUCAACAUAGUUUCCAUAUACGUCAGCAAGAAGUAAUAAGGUUUAGGAGCAAGCAACGGGAGAAGUAUGCUAAGGCAAUGGAAAACCAGAGAUUGAAAAUUGGUAGUGGGAAUAACAUUGGAGGUCUUACUGCUCACCCGUCCAAAAGAUUGCAGGCAAUAACUUUAGAACUGACAAAGAACACUGAGAAAACAGAGUCGCUGUUUUCUCUCUUGAUACCAGAUAUUGAACUAAGCAAAGAAGAGAAGCAGCUGUUAAGAGAUGAAGCAUCCUGCGAAAUGAAAGAACAAAGUUCUUCAUCUGAGACUGUUAAAGCUUCAUCUCCCACUUCUUCUACAGAAAAGGACAAAGCUUCAACACCUACAGGUUCCACUGAAAAAGUGCAGGAAACUAGUGGGCAAUAUUCUUUGGGAGUGAAACGAGAAAAAGACAAUUCUCUCAUUGUUGAAGAAUUGCGGACAUUACGCGAUCACCAAAAUGACCUUAUAACUCAGUUAAUGACAGAACUUGCUCAAAUGGAAAAAGAAAACAUCCACCUUAGAAGCCAGGUUAGAGAAUUGCAGAGCAAAUGCGAACAGUAUGAGGGAGAAAAGCGACGGAUGAGGGCCAUGGCUGACUCCAGUUGUUCACCAUUUGUGUUUUCACCGCUGAGUGAAUUCUCUCCUGACCCUCCAAGUUUCCCUGAUCUGGCUCCCUUAGAGCUACCCCCUUUAGACUUCAUGGACAACUGCGAUAAAGAAUGAUAAGUAAAAAGUACAAACACUUCUACCAUUGAACUUUUGAGUUGGAAAGUGAUAUCAGUGUAGAAUCACUCAAUAUAGUUUUCUUCUGUCUUCCUUGACUUUUUAAUAUGCAUGUAUUAAGUCUGAAUAAAAAAUAACCAUAACCAUUCAAGUGGACACGUUAAUAUAUUUCUGAUUGUUCCAUUUUCAAUAAGCAUAUAAAAAAUUUUAUUUUAUCUUUUAUAUCUUACAAUGUAUCGGAAAUGCAGUCAAUCCUUGAUUAUUUAUGCAGUUAGAUCAGUACACUACUUCUGUAUAAAGCUGUUAAUAUUUGUGACUGAGCCUAGAUAUAGCAAGAUAUUGUUACAGUAUUACUUGCGUAUCUAUUCUAUGUGAUAACACUGCCAUUGCCUUUACAGAAAACUAAAUACUGUAACUAGUAAUUAGUAAAAUGAACAAGUUGAGGUACACUACUGUAUUUGCAGUUAUUGAAGAUUCUGAAUAUGCUAUAGUUAGAUUCAUAUGAAUAGAAAUACAUUAGGGAUUUUUUCAGUGGGCUUUAUUCCAUGUCUCUCAACAUUUCUGAUAUUUUUUGUGUCCGUUUUAUUAUUGGGGCUCACAAUUUGGCUGUUGAUAAAGUUUUAUGGUAUAUGUAGAGAAUAUUACUUAAAUAGAUGCAGCCAGCAUUUUGGAUGAUCGAUAAUGCAUAGUAAAACAAGGCAAUGAAGUGUUUAAUUGUGAUUACUGUUUAUUUAAGAGUGUGUAUUCUAAUGUCGGGGUGGGGUGGGUUCUUGGUAGAACAGUAUAUUCUAUUUCAAUAUUUAUGGUUGUUAGGUUUCUUGGUGCAAAAGUUACAAAUUCAGUAUGCCUUUAAUCCUUAAAGCUCAGUAUACUAUAUGUAUAUAUAUAUAGUACUCAUAAAAGAAAUUUGAGGAGUUUUGCAUAGGUUUCAAUUGCAGAAACAAUUUUUUAAAAUUCUGGAUAUAAAUUUCAGUUGAUUUUAAACCCUAUUAGUACUUAGAAUGCUUUUUCAU
Messenger RNA from Macrobrachium nipponense, 2295 nucleotides. RefSeq names its product nuclear receptor-binding factor 2-like. Bases 272 to 1282 code for a protein of 336 amino acids. The transcript has 5 exons. Gene Ontology annotation, biological process: autophagy. The record is from RefSeq and is a predicted model, not a curated record. NCBI's taxonomy places the organism in Eukaryota, Metazoa, Arthropoda, Malacostraca, Decapoda, Palaemonidae.